This is a messenger RNA of Lolium perenne, 1855 nucleotides long. Its product is annotated as protein ALP1-like. The record is from RefSeq and is a predicted model, not a curated record. Lineage: Eukaryota; Viridiplantae; Streptophyta; Magnoliopsida; Poales; Poaceae.
UCUUGGAUUCUAGCUACUGUGAAAUUAGAAUCUGAAACAAACAUGCGUCCAUAAUACCUAGAUUGUCCAGAAUUGAUUCUAAAAAAUACACAUAGAGUACCACAAUCUGAGAAUUGAGGAAAUAGGUGAUUCCCGAGCUUCUUCUGGGCCGAAACGUUUUCUUCACGUCCGCAGCCUCGCUCGAUCGCUGAUUCACGAUUUGCCGUCCCCGCUCGAGAGGCCGCGGCCGCUGGCUCGCGCCCACACGCACCCUGCUCGGCCGGCCGCCGCCUCGAGCCCGGCCGCCGCCCGCUCCUCCCGGCCGCCGACCCGCGCAUCCCGAUCGCCGACCCGCGCCUGCUCGCCGCCGCUGCUCCCGGCUGGCCGGCCGCCGACCCACUUCUCCCGGCCGCGCCCAGCAAGCCCCUUCCUCCGGCCACGCCCAGCAAGCCCCUCCAUCCGGCCACGCACAGCAGGUCCGCUCCAGCAGAUCCCUCCAUCCGGCCAACGCCCAGCAAGCCCCGAUCCACCACGCCCAGUCCAGCUCCAUCCUGCGCGUACUGUGAAGAUGAGCACAAGUCAUAGUGAGAGCGAUGAUUCGGAUGGAGUUAAUUCUGAAAUGGUUGCAGCUGCGGCAAAAAGGAAAAGGAGGGAGUACUACAUGCGAGCUGCACAUGUUGCAGCGAUGUACGGUGAGAAGUUCUUAACAAAAAGAAAUAGGAGAAUUCCUAUCAUGACCGGUCAACAAUGGGUUACUGAAAAUUUGAGUACAAACAAAGAUUGCUAUGCCAUGUUUAGGAUGUACAGACCGUGUUUUGAUAGAUUGCAUCACACUCUUGUGCAAAAUUAUGGUUUGAUGUCAACAAGGAACAUGAGCUCAGAGGAGUGCUUGGGUAUGUUCUUGUGGACAGUUGGUGGUCCUCAAUCCGUUAGCCAAGUGGAGAAUCGAUUCAAGCGGUCAACCGAGGUAAUACACAGGAAAUUCAAUCAUGUGCUAGAGUGCUUGAAUAAGAUGGCUGUAGAUACUAUUAAGCCAAAAGAUCCGGACUUCAGAGACGUGCAUGAAAGACUUCGGGAUUCUAGAUUUUCAACUCACUUUGAUGAUUGCAUUGGUGCAAUUGAUGGGUCUCAUAUCCCUGUGGUUGUUCCAGCUGAAGAGAUAGUGAACCAUGUUGGUCGGCAUGGGUAUCCAACACAGAAUAUCAUGGCAGUGUGCGAUUUUGAUAUGAGAUUCACCUCUGUAGUCGCGGGAUGGCUAGGGUCAGCACAUGACACAAGGAUAUUUAAGGACACUUUGGUGAAGUAUGGAGCUAAGUUUCCACACCCGCCGAAAGGUAGGUACUAUCUUGUUGAUUCGGGUUAUCCAAAUUGUGAGGGGUAUCUAGCACCAUAAAAGUCGACAAAAUACCAUGUGCCAGAAUUUAUCCAUGGUGACCCCCCCCAAUGGUAAAAAAGAAAUCUUUAACCAUGCCCAUUCGUCGCUACGCAAUGUCAUUGAGCGUGCAUUUGGUGUGUUAAAGAUGAAGUGGCGUAUUUUAUUACAUAUGCCAGCUUACGCCUGUGACAAGCAAGCUUUGAUCAUUGUUGCUUGUAUGGCACUUCAUAAUUUUAUCAGGGACAGCCACUUGAGAGAUAAAGAGUUUGAUAGAUGUGACCGUGAUGAGUACUACAUGCCAGGGGAUCUACUACCUCCACCUAUUGGUCGGGUAUCUAACAUUGUGCAUGGUGAUGAUGUUCUCGUGAAAGUAACAAGGGAGAGAAUAGCUGAUGGAUUAUUGGCAGCUACAGAUGAAGUUUAGUUUUACGCACUACUUUCGCGUGAUGGUUGAUGUACGUUUUGGAUGAUGGUUGGUAAUUGAACGUGCAUUUUGGAUGA